Sphaeroforma arctica JP610 is the source of this 1257-nucleotide messenger RNA. RefSeq lists its product as hypothetical. Gene Ontology annotation, molecular function: protein kinase regulator activity. Bases 1 to 1155 code for a protein of 384 amino acids. The transcript has 8 exons. Gene Ontology annotation, cellular component: cytosol. NCBI's taxonomy places the organism in Eukaryota, Ichthyosporea, Ichthyophonida. The record is from RefSeq and is a predicted model, not a curated record. Gene Ontology annotation, biological process: cellular response to amino acid starvation; regulation of translation.
AUGGCAAAGCUCCUUAUCACCUCUCAUCUGGCCCAUUUGUAUCAUCCAUGGCUCUUAUUGCAGAUCACCGGCCCACUGAUCCGUGUGGUGUCCGAUCGAUUUGCCUGGCAAGUGAAGGCGGCUAUCAUUGACACACUCAUGCUGCUGCUGAAGAAGUCGUCGGUGCAGCUAAAGGCCUUCUUACCACAGCUCCAGACGACGUUCCUGAAGGCACUUGCGGAUCACCAUGAGGUAGUACGGGGCAAGGCAGCCAAGGCCUUCCUACCCAUGGCCGCUGUACACAACCGCAUAGACGCACUGGUCAUUGAGCUGUGCAACGGUGUGGCAGACGGUGAGGAGCCCACGCGGUCGGCUAUGCUACAGGCUUUGGCCAACACUAUUCGUGGGGGUGCUUCUAAAUUUGCUGAGAAAUCUACAACACUCGCGCUCGGAAUACUACAAGACAUCUGGGAUGACGACAAAGAAGAAGUGCGAACGCUGGCGGCCACCUGUGUGGGAUGUCUGGGCACUUCGAUGGACGACGAUGUGCUCAACAAUCUACUGGACAAUGAGGUGCUGGCCCCCCCCACAUCAGCCAACGAACAACAGCGCAAUCUAUGUACCCUCUCUGCUGCCCUAUCCCCUACCACUGGGUGUGUGGCGCGUGUGUGGUCCAGCGACCGACAGUUGCCCAUUGAAAGAGAGGUUGUCCGGGGACUCAGCAGUAAGAAUGGCGAUACCGCCUGCGCUGCGUUACAGGCGUGUGGCAAUCUGCUGACUUACCUGACCGCCGAGGAAGGACAUACGUCACAGAGCCUGCCACAGAGUAUCCUGCCAGCAUUUGUGACAGCCAUCCAAGGUCCCCAGAGUGACCAGAGGCACAGGGGGUGCCAGGUGGUGGCUGACUUAGCCAAGAGGUCACCUGCCUUCACGGACGAGAAGCCCGUGCAGACACUGGUCUUACCCGCUUUAUUAACGGUUGCGAAGGAGAAGCAGCACAUGUACGUCAAGCGCGCAGCCGAGCGAGCGCUGGUGCACUGUUUGCAUCUGCGAGACGGCACGUGGGGCGUUGACAUGGCCGUGUCCAAUAUGACGGGCCCUGCCGCCAGCGUGCUCAAGGACUAUGCCGAUCGAGUACUUGGACAGGUCGCCGAUUUGACAGACGAUGAGGAGUAGAACAGAUACUUUAAAACGCAAAAAAUAACACCCACCCCCCCACACACACACAUCUGCCGGGCCGGGCCCUAAGUGAAUAAACUAGACUUUGGAUCAAGUGCA